AUGCUCAAAAACAUACAGUGCCGAAGAAAUAGAUCAGUUUGCAACACGAUCAUUUUUCAAAAGUGUGAACAAUUUCAUGAGGAUCCUCGUCCUUUCGGAGCAUUUAUUCUGAACAUUUCUGGAGUUCUUCAUUUGAUCUCAUUUGCCUGCAGCCCAACAGAGCAUACCGAUCGGAAAAAGUUGAAGUCGAGGAGAUCAAAAGAUCAGAUAAUUCAUAAACAUCCAUUGACUUUAGCAAGAAAAGGAUUUAUUCGAUUUCUAAUAAAAGAAAUCAAAAAGACAGAAAAUACAAAUACAUCUUUAUUAUUUAUGAUAAAUGAUGACGCUGAACUCGAAAUGAAGCCAUCAUGCCAAAUAUAUUUGUAUUCAACGUAUUCAUAUGUUUGUGAGAAUGUCUACUGAGGACUCGAGGCAAUGAAAAAUCACGACACAAAUCACUGUAUAAUGAAUAAACUUCGCCGGUGGAUAAUGCUUGGUGUUCAGGGAGCAUUACUUUCAAAUAUUCUCGCUCCAAUUCAUAUUUCGAAAAUAAUAAUUGGUACAACUCCACCAGUUCCUAUUCAUGACAUUCGGAAUAUUUUAUUCUCAAAAUUAGACAUCAGAGACCGAGUUAUUCCGACGAUGGAAGCUGUGAAAAGAAUAUCUCCAACUAAAUCGCUCGAUCGAACAUUUUUAUGGUUUCAAGGGCUUAAUGGUCUUGAUGUAAUAGGACAUAAUGGAAAAUUGGAAUUGGAAGGAAAUGGAUAAAGUGUUUGCAAAGAGGAAAUCUUCAAAGCAUACCUACAGUUACGUGUUUCUGAUAAAAAAGUUUUGAAGUACUCAAGAGCAAAGAAAAAAGCCGGACAUUAUCAACAUUUGAAAAAAAUUCUUUAUAAAAAGUGGGAGUCCGAAAACAAUGGAAAAUGGAUAAAACGUAAAAGCAACCAAGUUGACAAAUUUUGGAUUGAAGUUAUAUGA
Molecule: messenger RNA, 957 nt
Organism: Caenorhabditis elegans
Lineage: Eukaryota; Metazoa; Nematoda; Chromadorea; Rhabditida; Rhabditidae
Source: the annotation of a RefSeq genome assembly